AUGCAUCCACUCACCACACAACUUCUCUCCCUAUCCUUGCUAUCAAGCACAGCUUAUGCACAAAGCGUCGCAAGAAUCUGGACACACUUCUAUCCAAACUGUCCUGGCGAACCAUUCACCAAGCUCGACACGUACGAAAACUAUAGAGAAUCCGGCCCAUCCCAAGACAUCGAAGUGGGCAGCUGCAAGAACUUCGCCGUCCCCUCUUACGAGCACAGGCUCGUCAGCGCCAUCUCCGUCGACGCAGAGCUUCUUUCCCAUAACCACGACCUCCCCUUCCUGGAAGGCGGCAGCGGCUGCAAUAUCACCGUGCACGAGGUCCCAGAAUGCAUUGAUCCGCCCCUGAUCAGCCAAGAGAUUCGGAACGGCGUUGAAGUUAGCCAGUGCGAGCCGCGCCAGUUUGCCGCUUACACCCAGGUCUGGGUGAAUCUUGUUUGCGACAGUGACAGUCCCGUUACCAGUGCCAAUGAUCAUACUCCGAGCGAAGAGGCGCUGAAACAAGCAGACACUCAGCAAUCUCUUCCUACCAACCAGCCUGAUCAGCCUGUGCGCACUGAGAAGCAGACUACCGUCGAGGACAUCAAUAAUAUCCAGACACCUGGAUCGGACGCUGACUCGUGGCAUUCGUCUCAGGCUACGCAGAACCAGCGUGAGCCUGAACAGGAAAGUCGUGUUGACAGUGCCGGUCAUGCGGAGAGUGAUCGCAUCGUUCACCAGAUCAUGGAGCUGUUGAAGAAUAAGACGUCGACUAUCGUCUCUGCGAAGCAUAAUGGGACUCAUCACAUGCAGCCUGGGCCGUUCAAGAACGGUACUAUGCCGGGCAAUCGCACUGUGACGACGCGUCGGCGACUGGCGGUUUUGCGUAGCCGGGUUGCCCGUCUGGUUUGA
This is a messenger RNA of Penicillium bovifimosum, 888 nucleotides long. RefSeq lists its product as uncharacterized. The transcript has a single exon. The record is from RefSeq and is a predicted model, not a curated record. The coding region runs from base 1 to 888 and encodes 295 amino acids. Lineage: Eukaryota; Fungi; Ascomycota; Eurotiomycetes; Eurotiales; Aspergillaceae.